AUGAAUAGCGACACCUACUAUUUCUUCUUGCUUAGAUUUAAAUCACAAAGAGGAACUGAAAGUGAAGACACACAAACCAUAGAAAGCUCAAGAUCGCUGCAUGUAGAAGUGUUGCCAUCAUCGCUUGCUAAUAGCGACAGAGGAAAGACUGAGGCAACUGUGAUAAGAAAUGUUACCCUUCCUGCAUAUCAACAGAUUGAAUUGGAAUAUUAUUUAAGACACGCAUCACAGAUACCAGUGUGUGUAUUGUUUUAUGACCAAGAUGCUUCAGUGCUACAAAAUAUUUUGAUCUCUAUUUUGUCAUCUGAUGGAGUCAAAACAAAGGAUGGUAUUGAAGUCAGAAUAGGAUCGUAUCCUAUCACCAAGAAGGUAAGAGGUAUAGAGAUACCAAAAGUAAUACCAUCCCUGAGAUGUUACCUAGCAACAACAACAACAACAUCAUCAUUCUUUGAAUAUGAUGGAGAGGUUGAAUUGGAACAAAUAAAAGCAUGGUUCAGUAAAACAAUGCUAGAACGGAAUAACAUGAUUAUGGAAGCGUGUGAUAGUAAUAUUGAUGAUAAUAUUAUGAAAUCACCAACCACGCUGAUAGCGUUUCCUGGUAAAGAUAAGUUUCAGUAUAUUGAAAGCAUGCUGUUAGCGAUCAAAGCAGUUUAUGAAACCCAGAUCCUUCUAGUUCAACCACAGUCCGCACAUGAAGAGAAAUUGGCAGCAAGAUUUGGAGUAAAUAAAUACCCAACAAUGUUAAUAAUAAACAGAAAAGAUUGGUUGAAAGGAUCCGUGAAAGUAACCAAAAGAGUUGAAUCCCUAGAGGUUAGGAGAGAGAUCGUUGAACUUUAUUUGACUGCCUUGAGCCUACCCAUGGAGCGGUUGUCAAUGAGUAGCUUACAGUCAACAAUAAUGAAAUAUCCCGGGCAUACGUCACUAAGUCUUGUCUGUUUCUACGCAUCAUGGGGAAAAGAUGUUGCUGAGUAUCUCAGGGUAUUUGAGAGAACUUCUCAGACAUUCACAGAGUUUGGUGCAGCGGUCAGUUAUGGACUGCUUGAUAUAAAAGAGGUUCCGGAAGUUGUACCCCAGUACGUGAAUGCUACAUUAGCGAAAACUGUUCCAUUCAUUAUUGCAUUUCAGUGGCGCAAGGAUUCCUUGAGUGGUGAGACCAAGCUGAUACAGAAGAUAUUGGGCCAUGCACUCCCAACGCCAACUACGGUGUAUGAACAUCUGAUGGAAAAUGGACUCGCGUUGGAAGAUGACAGCGGCAAUUCAAUUAGAUACGCCUCAUGGAUGAGUCAUCCGAAUCAUUUACCUGUAUCAUAUGGCUUCACCAGUUCAUCACCGAUAUGUACAGCAUAUGAUAACACAACUCACCUGUCGAAACAACAGGAAGAUUUCUAUUAUCCAACGCAGUGGAGAAGGGAUUCCAGUAAAAUGGUGAAAUCGGGGAAUGCCAGCAGGGGAAAUAAAACGACUGAAAAUAAAAACUCACAAACACAGACUCCUAAAGUGUUUCCAGAGCUGGAAAAAAUAGGAAAAAUUCCAGUAUUGACUGACACUACUUGGGUGCCAGUCAUUGAAUCUACAGAUAUAUCAGCAUUAUCGCAGCCAUUUAGUAGCAGCAAACCAACACUAAAAUUGACCGACCGUGCUAUGGUCGCCAUGGUGAUAUAUAUACAGGCAGAUUGCGGGAGUUGCUCUAAGAAUAUGGAGGUUUUUCAACAAAUUGCCAAAUCAGUUCAAUUCAUUGAUGGCUGCUCUGUGUACUUGGUGAACUGUACGGCAAGUCCGAUUACAUGUCAAGAGCAAAAGAUUGUGGGAUUCCCCACGUUGAUCGGCUACCGCAAACUGAACUGGUUAGACAAUGAGAAAUGCAUCUCCCUUAGUAUGACUGAUCAUUAUAUCAGACUUGAUUACCACGGUGCGAUUACUGUCAAAUUGGUCCUGGAAUGGUUUUCGCAGGUCACCUUAUCAACAAUGACCAAAGUGAGCAGAAAAGAAUUACAGAAACAAACUAUGAUAGAGAACGUUCGUGUUGUUGGUACAAUGUAUCCAUUAUCCAUAGCCGGUAAGUACCUGCCUCACAUUGCUGGAGUGGGCAGGUGGUUCCCACUGCAGUGCUUCAUGUUGAUUUGCGAGAGACUCUACGGCAAGACAGUCUGUUAUGCGGAGAAGACGCCUGACAUCGCCGAGACGUACUUCACAGAUGACAAUGACGAAGAUAUGGUGGUUUCACAGGUGAGAAUGAUUCGGCGUGAUCAUGUUGAAGUGACGUUGUUCAAUCUAGGCAUGCCUUUGAUGACGACGUUGGAAGAUGAAACCAACAACAAGAUACACGAAUUCCACACACCACACAGAUAUGACAUAAGACCUGGUCAACGUUGUGAGGAUGACCAUGCUGCUUGUACCGAUAUGUUGGUGGAUUUUAUUGAAGACCACAGAAGACUGCCCGUGACACAAAUCACAGAAACCUCUUUUCAUACAAGCUCUAACUGGAAAAGUGGAAGUGCACAGGAGUUACCAAUACUGAUAGCACUGGCACAUGGUGAUAACAUCACCGAGAAGUCUCCAUUUUUACAGGACUUGACGCAUGUUGCUUAUAAGUAUUAUAACUUCCUUAUAACGACAACGUUGGAUGUUGAUGAGUUUCCAGGCUGGUCUGCUCAGUUUAUUCCUGCUGACUAUAGAAGAAACAUUAUUGAAAACACAUCCAGAAUUAACGACACCAUUCUGCCGUCACUGUUUGUGUAUCCACGGUUAUGUGUGGUCAGAUGGUCCAAUCACCGCAAGGCUGCUUUCUAUCCACCAAUCGAAGAAUUCAAUCUUGUGGACACUACAGAUGAACCAAAGUCAAUCUCCAGUGAUGAAAUGGAUACUUUUGUGAAAAGAGUUCUGGAAAAUGAGAAAACUAUGAUGAUUAAAACUGAACAUUUCUAG
Saccoglossus kowalevskii is the source of this 2925-nucleotide messenger RNA. RefSeq lists its product as uncharacterized. Gene Ontology annotation, molecular function: protein-disulfide reductase activity. Gene Ontology annotation, cellular component: endoplasmic reticulum lumen. The record is from RefSeq and is a predicted model, not a curated record. Gene Ontology annotation, biological process: response to endoplasmic reticulum stress. Lineage: Eukaryota; Metazoa; Hemichordata; Enteropneusta; Harrimaniidae.